Leguminivora glycinivorella is the source of this 1222-nucleotide messenger RNA. RefSeq names its product transcription initiation factor IIB-like. Gene Ontology annotation, molecular function: RNA polymerase II general transcription initiation factor activity; TBP-class protein binding. Gene Ontology annotation, cellular component: nucleus; transcription preinitiation complex. Lineage: Eukaryota; Metazoa; Arthropoda; Insecta; Lepidoptera; Tortricidae. Gene Ontology annotation, biological process: transcription preinitiation complex assembly; transcription initiation at RNA polymerase II promoter. The record is from RefSeq and is a predicted model, not a curated record. Bases 125 to 733 code for a protein of 202 amino acids. The transcript is spliced from 3 exons.
CCUUUACUUAAAUUUGAUUACCCACUAUAGGUAAACCUUCUAUAGCCCCGGCUUCCAACCAAGAAAAUGCUUCACUGAAUGCCUCUGCGGCCCAGGAGAAGAAUCUAAUACUGAUGACAAGGACAUGAUAAAUGCUUACAAUGAGAUUAAGAGAAUGGCUGAAUGUGCCAAGUUUCCUGAAAGCAUUGUGGAUAAGAGCUGGGACUUGUAUAAACGGGCACAAGAGAAUAAUCAACUCACGUUCACAAGCGACGCAGUAGCAUCUGCGUGUUUGUACAUAGCCGCUCGCCAGGAAAAAAUGGCGCUCUCCUUAAAAAACAUGUGUCAAAUCAGCAAAUGUAGCAAGAAACGUAUAGGCAAAUGUUUCGUAAAGACCUUGAAAGUUCUAAACAUUCAGCUGGAGCCUGUGUACUUGGACCCGUCUUUGAGAAGUCUGUGCAGUGACUUGGAUUUGCCUGUUGUGGUUUCGAGGAUGGCUCAUCACAUCGUACAGAAAGCUGAGGCGAUGAAGAUUGCGCCACAGUGUGAUGACCAGGCAAUUAUGGCUGCGGCCAUUUUUAUGGCUUCUCAGGUGUCAAACGAUAAGCGGACCCAGAAAGACGUGGAGAAUAUCUCAGGAGUAUCUGGCGAGUCCAUUCAGGAAGCGUAUAGGCUCAUGUACCCUCACGCGGCCACGCUCAUACCCGCUACCUUCGAGCUGAAGGCACCCAUCGAGUCUUUGCCACAAAUUUAGGUUACUUAACCGUGUAGGUUGGUAGUAGUAGGCAACACAAUUCCAGGCAAUUUACAUACCAUUUCCGCGUUUUCUCCAUUCCAUAGUUAGUUAACGUGGCAAUGGUACCUAUGUAUAGAUUGCUAGCAAUGAGGAGGCACACUGACAUCUCGCCAGGCGGCGCCUGUGCAAGUGUCUAGGCAUGUCACUGUCAUUCAUAUGUGAGAGAGAGAAAAAACAUAUCAUCUUCUCUCACGUAUGAAAUUCUUUAUCUGUGCAAUGGACUAAUAGGGUGGCGCCAUCUAUCAUAACCUUUGAGUGUGCUUCCUCAUUGUAUUGCCCAUGUAACAGCACUGUUAGGCUAAGAUGUAUGGAAGAGUUUUAGGUGUUAACUUGUAAGCGAACCCAGAAAUAUUUGUCAACUAAUCGAUUAGUUUCAAUUUCAUGUAAAAUGGAUGUUGAUUAAACGGAUAACGGUAAAAACAUUUUUUUCUUAAUUUUCCAAAAUUU